Molecule: messenger RNA, 765 nt
Organism: Aspergillus aculeatus ATCC 16872
Lineage: Eukaryota; Fungi; Ascomycota; Eurotiomycetes; Eurotiales; Aspergillaceae
Product: 18S rRNA pseudouridine methyltransferase
Exons: 2
Coding region: 1-765 (254 amino acids)
Biological process (GO): rRNA base methylation
Cellular component (GO): nucleolus; small-subunit processome
Molecular function (GO): rRNA (pseudouridine) methyltransferase activity; rRNA binding
Source: RefSeq, a predicted model, not a curated record
AUGGCCGCUAAUCCGAAUCAACUGCCAGGGACCCAGUCUUGCCCUCCGCCUGAAUUGCCUCAGCUUGUCGCAGAGCAACAUGUUCCGAUUCCCGCUCAUGAUAAGGACACUCAGCGUCUGAUCGUCGUCCUUUCCCAUGCCAGCUUGGAAACCUACCGCGCUUCAAGCGGCCGCAAUGGCUCGAGUCGCGACGAGAAGUAUUCGCUCCUCAACAGCGACGAGCAUAUUGGUGUCAUGCGCAAGAUGAACCGGGAUAUCAGUGAGGCUCGUCCAGACAUCACACAUCAGUGUCUGCUUACCCUGCUCGACUCCCCUGUGAACAAGGCUGGCAAGCUCCAAAUCUUCAUCCAUACCGCCAAAGGGGUCUUGAUCGAAGUCAACCCCUCUGUCCGCAUUCCCCGUACUUUCAAGCGCUUUGCUGGUUUGAUGGUGCAGCUUCUGCACCGUCUGUCCAUCCGCUCCACCAACUCCCAGGAGAAGCUCCUUAAGGUCAUCAAAAACCCCAUCACCGAUCAUCUGCCGCCCAAUUGCCGUAAAGUGACCCUGAGUUUCGAGGCUCCAGUCGUCCGGACCCGCGACUACAUCGAGUCCCUCGGCCCCAAGGAGAGUGUCUGUAUCUUCGUGGGUGCCAUGGCCAAGGGUCACGAUGACUUUGCCGAUUCCUUCAAGGACGACACGAUUAGUAUCAGCAAUUACAGUCUGAGUGCCAGUGUGGCCUGUAGCAAGUUCUGCCAUGCCGCUGAGGAGGUGUGGGACAUCGUCUGA